Rotaria socialis is the source of this 1947-nucleotide messenger RNA. The record is from the annotation of a GenBank genome assembly. Lineage: Eukaryota; Metazoa; Rotifera; Eurotatoria; Philodinida; Philodinidae.
AUGGAAGGUCAAGAUUUAGAAGAUUCAAUGGACGAGAGCGUGAUGGAUAAAUCCACGGAUACAUCUCAAACGCAACAAGCAUCUGGACAACCAAAAUUGUAUAAUCGAUGGACUGUAAAAGGUUAUUCCCAAGAAAAAAAUAAACAUAGUUUACCCGAUGGAUGGUGUGAAGUAUUUCAUACUAGUGGAUUUCCAAUAUAUUUCCAUAAGCAAACUCGUGUUGUAACAUUAUCACGUCCAUAUUUUCUUGGCUCCGUCAGUGUUCGUCAUCAUUUAAUUCCAGUUGCAUCUAUCCCUUGCCUUUAUUUGAAACAAUUACAAGAAGAACAAACUGGUUCAGAAGAAUCAUCAACAGCCAAUGAUGAAUCAAAAUGCCCAUUUAAAAAUGAACAACAAGAAAAUUCUUCAAAUUCAGUAUCCGAUAGAAAACGAAAACGUAGUGAAGAAGAUGUUGAAGAAGGUGAAAUAUCUUCUCCUCGUGCUUCAACCGGCGCAAAUCUUGAAGAAUCUUCACCAUCUGAACAAACAACCGUUGAAUCUACAAAUAAUAUACCACCUGACACAAUAGUAAAACGUUCAACAAAACCACAACCAUUACCUGUAUCAUUACAAAUUCUAUCUAAUUCAACGCUAGAUGAUACACUCCGCUAUAGAACAUUAACAUCGGAUGAAUUUCGUUCUUAUUGUCAACGUCGAUUAGCAUUUGAGCCAGGUGAAUUCAAAUUUUUUCCAUCGCUCAGUGAUAAAUGGAAAUAUAUUCGUCAAGCACAAAUGAAACGUCGUGAAAUGAAUAUACCAGCUAAUACACAAGUACUUGAACUUCAACCUCUAUCAUCAUCAUCAUCAACAACAAACGAUCAAUCUGUUAUCGUUGCAACUACUAUCAAACCAGCAAAACCACCUGUUAAACCAUUAAUAAAAUCAGCAUCGGAAUCAUCAAAUUUAAAUAAUAAAAAAGUUACUAUUGAUUUAUAUCCAAGUAAAAGUCCUAUUGCAUUGCUACAAGAAUAUGCACUUAAACGUUUGCAACUUUCUGUUCGUUACGAUUGGUUUACAACAGAUGUAUCUAAUUCACCCUUUGGCUGUCGUGUACUUGUCGGUAAUAAUAUUUAUGGUACAGGUAUUGGUCGCAAUAAGCGUACAGCUAAAUUAAAUGCCACAGAAGAAUCACUAGUUAUUCUUGUACCGCAAUAUAAAAAAUUACAAGAACAACAACAGCAGCAACAGCAACAACAACAAGCAAUAAAUAGAGAUAUUCUCAUUGCCGAUGGAUCUAUGGAUGAAGAAGGCUGUAUUGAUGAUGAAGAGCCACCUUCAAGUGUACAUAAUAAUAAUCAUAAUAAUAAUAAUAAUAAUAAUAAUAAUAACACUAAUAAUAAUAAUGAUUCAAAUGAACAAGAACCAGUUACUAGUACAUUGCUUGAUGAGUAUGGUAUAUCCGAUGCAAAUGUUUAUGAUGUUUGUGUUUCCCUUGGAAAACCAACGCCAUAUCAAAUGCUUGAAAAAAGUUUAACAUAUAAUGUAUUAAGUCGCAGUGAAUGCGACAUAAAAGAAAUCAUGACAAAGAAACCAAUGUUUACACAUAUAACAUUAGAAAUAGGUAACGAACAUCGAGAAGAAGCACAAGCAAAAGAUAAAGCUCAUGCAAAAAAUUUAGCUGCACAAAAACUAUUAAAAAAACUUCAUCCACAUUUGCAUACGUAUGGAUCGUUAAUUCGAUUAUACGAAAAAAAUGCUGACACCUAUAAACGUGUUCGUGUUGAUGAUGAAUUGGCUGAUAUAGUACGAUGUGCUAAAAAAAACGAGCCAAAUCAUGCGUUAUUGGCUAAACUUCGUGAAGAGAUGUUAAAAUUAAAAGCUAGUAAAACGCCAUCUUCAUUCAAUCAAUAUGCGAUGCACAUUGUUGAUGUUAAUGAUGAUUUACUUGGACGUUCAUCAGCAACAUAG